ACCAUCCACUUGGUGCGGGACGAGCCACAGUACGACAAGAUCCCCUACAGUACCCCGAAAUCGGUGGCGGUGGUGGGAGAGGACGGUGAGAAGGCCCAGUGCCGCGUGCUAGACUGUGACACCAUCAACCAGGUGAAGGCCAAGAUCCUGGACGCCCUCUACCGCAACACCCCACAGUCCCUCCGACCCUCUGUCCACGAGGUCGAUUUAGAGUGGCGUCACGGUCGCAACGGACACCUGAUCCUGGCCGAUGAAGACAUGACGACGAAACCAGAGGCCAGCGGAUGGAGGCGACUCAACACCCUCGCCCACUACGGUGUCAAGGACUCUGCUAUCAUGGCCCUGGUCCACCGCCCCCACGACCACCACACCCUCAACAACGCCAACUGCACCACCAAGUGUAAUAGCUGUGCCGGAUAUGGGAUAACCGGUUCUGGUAGUCCGGUGAGCCAUUGUGGAGACACAGAGUCCGGCACACUGGAGCCCAACGUUUACCACCUGGUGAAGCCUGUGGACCACGACUCACCCCACAGAGGUGGAGAGCGAACCCACAAGGCCAUCCCGGAGAUUUUCCUCACCAGGCUCCUCUCCACGAAGGGCACCGUCCAGAAGUUCGUAGAUGACUUCUUUAAAACGAUCCUCGCCCCUAAUGAGACACUUCCUCCGGCCAUCAAGUGGUUAUUUGAUCUAUUCGACGAAGCCUCUCGACGACACUGCAUCGUCGAUCCGGAGGUGGUCUUGGCUUGGAAAUCCAACAGCCUGCCACUCCGCUUCUGGGUCAACUUCAUCAAGAACCCGGACUUCAUUCUUGAUGUGUACAAGAGCCCCACAGUCGACUCCUGCCUGUCGGUGAUCGCCCAGACGUUCAUGGACGCCUGCUCCACCACGGAACACCGCCUUGGCAAAGACUCGCCCUCCAACAAACUACUCUUUGCCAAGGACAUCUCACAGUACAAGGCGAUGGUGCGGACGUUCUACCAGGGUGUGCGAACACUCCCACCUGUAACAGACCAGGACAUGGCUGCCUAUCUGCACCAUCUGAGCCUCACCCAUCUGGGCCAGCUGGACGCCAAGCACGCCCUCCAGGAACUGUUCCACACUUACGUUACCAGAUAUUAUGAUUCGAUUAUUGAGACUCUUGAGGUAGAUCCAGACUGCAGAAGUCUACACUUAGCACAUAAAUUGGACAAUGUGAUGUGCACUAUAAACGGAGAACCCACAUCCAUGUGCUGAGAGCCUCUGAACCGUGAGGUGUGAAGACUCAUCACCCAGGCUCUCACCACACAUGUGCCAGUUUCCGGUGGUUGCCUUCUGUAUGACUUUAAAUCUCAUUGCUGUUACUUACUUGCCUAGUUCCUAGCCAAAGAGUAGGUGUAUGAUGAAAUAGAAAGUUAUUGUGUUGGAUUCCUUGUUAUAAAGAAGAAAAAACUUGUCAUAACACUGCAUGAUUCCUUCCAGUUAUGGUUUGUAUCCAACGACGCUGGUUCGUUAUAUAGAAUUGUGUACGUGUUUCAUCUGCUGUACUUAAUCAAAUGUCUGUGAUUUUAAAGCGUAGAGCAUUCCAGUAAGUGUGCGAGCGCGCGCACGGGCUGAUACUGGAGACGAGUGUUUACUGUCUUGUGCCUAACUCGUGGUAAGUGUGACGGACAGUGUUACAGAAUCACAAAUAAUGGUGUCACUUAGUGAACACGUUGAUGAGCACAGAACCUCUGCACAACUGGUGAAGAUUAUAAGUGUCAGAGGAAACAAAGAAAAUGAGAUUGAAAAGAAAUAUACUGAAAGUUAUAUGAAGAGUUAACUGUAGUGCAGUAUCACAUGUGAAAUGCUUCACAAUACCUUCUGAAUCUCAAAUCCAAAGUGGCCUGCAGUGCUGUGUCUCGUGCGUUUUUUGUUGUGUUGACGCGCGUGCAUGUUUUGUACUGUUCUUCACUCUGGCAGUCGCCCGGUCCUGCUGGUUAUAUGGCUGACAGCUUUGCAGGCAUCCCAGGCUGACAGACUGCCUAUCCCAGAUGUCUCCUGACAUGUUGCCUGACGGACUGACGAUCUGCCAGACCGAGCAUCAGCACACCUGCCCUGCCGUCUGAGUGGUGCCAGCCUGCCAUGUAGUAUGUCAACAUGUAAUGGAUGAGCACAGUUUAUUUUCAAUAAGGAGGAAGAAGGGGCAGAGUAAGCAUCUGCGGGGGAGGAGAUGAUGGACUGUGGAGUGGCGGCGGUGACGCGACGAGCUCAGUGGUCCUCGCUGAUGUGUCGGUGAGCAUAGUUGUCCUCGUUAGUGUGUCCACGAGCGAUAAUAUCCUCACUGGUGGGUCGACGAGCGCAACUAUCCUCGCUGUUGUGUCAACGAGCCAGCUGCUGGAGCUCCAACCUCGGGGAAACAAAAUACAUUCCAAGAGUAGUACAGUACAGUACUCUGCUCGGCUGAGAACAGUACUCACCACACUCAUCUCAGUGUCAGAGAGACAAGUGUCCCAUGGUAUAUCAGUGUUACAUGUGUAUCUGAUUAUAUAUAUAUAUAUACAGUAUAUAUAUACACAGCUGUGAAAGGAAAAUCAAAUAAGGAAUAGUUACCGUGCUGUGAGAACUGUGUGAAGACUGGGACCGUUCCCCCAUAAUGGCCGAACUGCUGCUGCUGCUGCUGUUACUGCUGCAAGAGGUGCAUAACUCCUUAACCAAAAGAUGCUACAGAAUGUUCGUCCUAUCUCUCCUAUGCUCCUUCAAAGCUAGUCAUCUUUGUCCACGUCCCAAGCUUAGGUAGUCCACCAGUUUCACGGAAUACAAAAUUUUAGGGAUACAUGUAAAGGCUUCAGUUUAUUACAAAAAACUCGAGAAACGGUGCGUUAUUUAGGGUUGUAGUUUGAGUAAUGCAUCAGUCCGUGAAGCUGCUGAACUGCUGUAUGCUACACGUUAAAAACACUUUUUCACAUGUUAGCCAUAUUCAUUAUUUUUUACAGUAGCCAGAGACAUGACUGAUUCCAGACAGCCGCAACGCCGACGCUCGGAGAAAGGUUGUCAUGUAUCAUGGACUUACUGGGAAGGUGUCUGGAGAAUGUCAUACCUCCAUCAUUCACGUCCUGAGCUGGACUUAAAGACCAGCGAGUCGAAUUUUCUGCCGUUCAUUUAUACCGUGUAGACUUAAAGAAAGAGGUGUUUGUUUCUAUUUUCUGACCAUGUGCUUUUAACCUGAAUUAUUUAUUCUAUAUUUUAAAAGAAAGAAAAAUUUUAAUACGAAAUUUCCCCUAUUUUAAAGACAAUUUCUCUGAGCAAAGGCUUGCGAUAAAUUGAUUUCAGUUUGUAUAUUUUCGUGGGCUAUCAUCAUAAAGAUUAGAGCCACGGGUUCUUGCUGUCCACAAUGACGACACAGGAUUUAACUAUUGGCGUCCCUGUAUGUGUACUAUAUUGGUCCAUGAACGCUAGAACAAGUCUUAUGAGUCGCAUAAUAUUAUAUACUUUUAUCAUAUUUUAUUGUAAGGGGGAAAAAAACUAUGCCUUUAUUUCUCUUACGUACAGUUCUUAGCUAAACCCAAAUUAUGAAGACUACAGUUCUGUUCUUGGUAUUUGUAACGACACAAAAUUUCAGCCCCGUGUCCGUCACUUGAUAACAUUAUUUGGAUAAUCAAAUACCAGUUGUACAUGGUGGUGUAUUUUUAUAUAAAUAGUGCAGGUUUGUACAUACUGCUAAAUUUUAAGCUAAUAUUAUGCAAAUAAAUAUGUAAAAAAUGUAAA
Messenger RNA from Homarus americanus (American lobster), 3723 nucleotides. RefSeq names its product plexin-B-like. Gene Ontology annotation, biological process: regulation of GTPase activity; semaphorin-plexin signaling pathway involved in axon guidance; sensory neuron axon guidance. Gene Ontology annotation, cellular component: semaphorin receptor complex. Gene Ontology annotation, molecular function: semaphorin receptor activity; protein binding. The record is from RefSeq and is a predicted model, not a curated record. Lineage: Eukaryota; Metazoa; Arthropoda; Malacostraca; Decapoda; Nephropidae.